Panicum hallii is the source of this 1275-nucleotide messenger RNA. RefSeq lists its product as uncharacterized. The record is from RefSeq and is a predicted model, not a curated record. Bases 1 to 1275 code for a protein of 424 amino acids. Gene Ontology annotation, molecular function: glycosyltransferase activity. Gene Ontology annotation, cellular component: membrane. The transcript has 2 exons. NCBI's taxonomy places the organism in Eukaryota, Viridiplantae, Streptophyta, Magnoliopsida, Poales, Poaceae.
AUGAAGCCGGGAACCCUCAAGUCCCGUCGAGGCAGUGCCGGCGACGACGAGGAGGCUUCUGGCGGCGGGGAGUACAGCAGCUUCCCGCUGACCCCGCGCAGAGUGUACUGGUGGUCGUCGGGGCUGCUCAAGGCCGUGGUGGCGCUGGUGAUCCUGAUGGCCGGCGUGCUGAUCGGGCUUGCGGGCAGCGCCAACGUGUCGCGCUACUACUACUACAGCAGCAUGGGGUCGUCAAGCAUCAGCCGCGGCGGCGGCGGCAACAGUAGGAAGAAGAAGAAGAUGAGGAUGGAAGACGACGACGAAGCAGCAGCAGCAGGCCUUCCUCCUCCGCCGGUGCUGCUGGAGUUCCGUGGGUUCGUGGACCCCGGGCCUCCGUGGGGUCACUCGAUGUCGGACCAGGAGCUGUUCUGGCGCGCGUCCAUGGCGCCGCGCUUGGAGGAGUACCCGUUCCAGCGCGUGCCCAAGGUGGCGUUCCUGUUCCUGACGCGCGGGCCGCUGCCGUUCGCGCCGCUGUGGGAGCGCUUCUUCCGCGGGCACGAGGGGCUCUACUCGGUGUACGUGCACGCGGUGCCGGGGUACGCGGGGCGCUACCGGCGGUCGUCGCCGUUCCACGGGCGGCAGAUCCCGAGCCGGGAGGUGUCGUGGGGAUCCAUCACGCUGGUGGACGCGGAGAAGCGGCUGCUGGCGAACGCGCUGCUGGACUGGUCGAACCAGCGCUUCGUGCUGGUGUCGGAGAGCUGCGUGCCGGUGUUCAACUUCCGGACGGUGUACGAGUACCUGGUGAACUCGGCGGAGAGCUACGUGGAGUCGUACAACAUCGACGUGCCCCAGUGCGCGGGGCGCUACAACCCGCGGAUGGCGCCGGAGAUCCUGGAGGAGCAGUGGCGCAAGGGCUCCGAGUGGUUCGAGCUCAGCCGGGAGCUGGCCGUCGACGUGGUGGCGGACCAGCGCUACUACGCGCUGUUCCGGCGGCACUGCACGCCAUCGUGCUACCCGGACGAGCACUACAUCCCGACGUACCUGCACCUGUGGCACGGCGCGCGCAACGCCAACCGGACGGUCACCUGGGUGGACUGGUCGCGCGGGGGGCCGCACCCGGCGCGCUUCGGCAAGGCCGCCACCACGGCGGCGUUCGUGGCGGCCAUCCGCAACAACGGCACAAGCUGCCUGUACAACGGCAGGCCCACCACGGUGUGCUACCUCUUCGCCAGGAAGUUCGCGCCCAGCGCGCUGGGGACGCUGCUCAACCUCAGCACCACGCUGCUAGAUUUCUGA